This is a messenger RNA of Arabis nemorensis, 336 nucleotides long. The record is from the annotation of a GenBank genome assembly. Lineage: Eukaryota; Viridiplantae; Streptophyta; Magnoliopsida; Brassicales; Brassicaceae.
AUGGACAUCUUUAGUCCCCGCCGGUUCUCGAGUUCUUCGACGGUGUUGCUUCUGCAGUCUUCGAUUCUUGUGGUGGUGAGAGUUCUGGGUACAUCUUAUGCACACGACGGUGAGGAUUUUGAUUUUAGGGAUUCCGCGGCGGCAAUGCUUUUCCGGCAGCAUCGGUGGGAGAAGUAUUGCGCGGUGGCUAGCUUCUCCGUUACUCCUUCUCUGUUUGUGUUGGUCUUUUGCCCAUUUGGGUUGAGAUGUUGGAUUUGGAUGGCUUCUCCAUCCUCUCGGUGUUGGUUUAUUCGGGCCAUCUUUGGCUUCGGAAACUUCAACGAACUGAGGGGAUAG